Messenger RNA from Cylicocyclus nassatus, 1572 nucleotides. Lineage: Eukaryota; Metazoa; Nematoda; Chromadorea; Rhabditida; Strongylidae. The record is from the annotation of a GenBank genome assembly.
AGGGUCCCCACGCAGACUAGCGGCAUAGUGAUAGCUGCACAGAGAAGCCGAUCAAAGUCAAUCUCCAUAUCAAUACACAUUCAGCCCGAACACGCCAAAAGCCUUUAGCCGGUUUUGCGCGCAUCCGAUCUGGUGUGCGCGGCGCGUACGACACGACGUAGACGCGACGUAGACGAGACGGACGACAUACGUAGCAGCAAAGGCCGAUCAACAACCGAACUCGGAGAAGAGAAAUGGAUAGCCGCUAGCGCAUUUUCACCCCCCAUCGUCGCCACACACAUACGUCGCAACCAACCCAACCAACACACACGAAUCCCCAGUCGCUAGUCCAUUGCUUCCGUAGACGUCGUCUAUUCUGUGACCGCAAUCGAUAAUCGUGAUCGAUAGCUGCUGAAAUCGAUCGAUAUCCACAUCGAUGACACGACUAUUCAUCUUACCGGCGAUAUUUGCUAUAUCAUCACUAUCGCUAUGGUAUAUGAUAUGUUCAGCACCCGGAUGGGAGAGUGAAACCGCAUUCGAGCUCCCAAAACAGUUCGAUAAUUUCACUGCAUUAGCGGAUCGGUUUCGACAUUACAAAGAUGAGCAUUUCGUCUACAUUACGACAUUAUUUGUAUGUGCCUAUUUGUAUAAGCAAACGUUCGCCAUACCUGGAUCUUUCUUUUUGAAUGUCAUUGCUGGUGCUGUGUACGAUUUUUGGUGCGGAUUCUUUUUAUGUUGUGUGCUGACAACAGGCGGGUCAACGCUUUGCUAUCUAUUUUCUGAACAAUUUGGACGUGAAUAUGUUAUGUACUAUUUUGGACAAAAACUCACUUAUUUGCAACAAAAGGUAGACGACAACUCGAACCGACUGAUGCCAUUUUUGCUUUUCGCUAGAAUAUUUCCAAUUUCUCCCUCCUGGCUACUGAACAUAGUUGCACCCUUCCUCAACAUACCGCUGAGGAUAUUCGUCAUAUCAGCUUUUAUAGGACUAGCACCAUAUAACUUCAUCUGCGUGCAAGCAGGAUACAUUCUAUCUGAACUCCGAUCAUGGGAUGACAUCUUCAGCACAUCUACUAUGAUGAAGCUGUUCUCCAUAGCUUUAUUACCGCUUGCAUAUGCCAUCUACGUUCGACCGAGGGCGCAAAAACAUCAACUGAUAGCAAGCGAACCGGAACCUGAACCGAAAAAGAUGGAAAUAGUCUAGCCAAAUACUUUCGCUACUCGAUUACGAUUCGAUCCACACUCUACCCGGUCCAUGUCUUCUAUAAUGUAUAAUCUUGUACCAUAUCAAAUGUGCUCUAAUUAUUAUGACCACUUUACCCUUGAGUGAUAACUGUGCCACAAAGCAUAGGCACUCAACUUAGUAAUCAAUUAGGAUUUCACUUAACGACCCCAGUGCGUUCUCUCUUGGUGCUCAUUACAAGUGAAAUUGUGUCUCAGCCUUUUUCAUUCACUUAUUUCUAGGUUAUAGGGAGUUACAUAGUAUUUUAUUAUAUUGCGAGAUGUAUAAUAUUGUAUUUUGUUGAAUCAGUUGAGAGCUAAGACGAGUUUGGGUAUUUUGCUUGUUUUGUGAUCGAAAUAAGAAUUCUGAAU